Molecule: messenger RNA, 1335 nt
Organism: Quercus robur (English oak)
Lineage: Eukaryota; Viridiplantae; Streptophyta; Magnoliopsida; Fagales; Fagaceae
Exons: 1
Coding region: 1-1335 (444 amino acids)
Source: RefSeq, a predicted model, not a curated record
AUGGACGAUCUCAAAGGUCGGUGUGCCCGCCUCUCCCUUCACAAAAAGGAACGCCAAACCAUCCCUUUAACCCCUGUUUUGGAGAACAAUAACAAAGUACUUGUGGCAAAGCUAUUCACCAAACGUCGACUUAACGUGGAGGCAUUGUCACGGACACUCAAAAGCAUGUGGAGAUUUGCCCAAGACUUCGAAGUUCGUGACUUGGCCUCAAACACAGUGCUGCUUCUGUUCACCCAUGAGGCUGAUGUGCAAAAGGUGAUCUCGCAAGGACCCUGGUCGUUUGACAAGUACUUGAUAGGCCUCUAUCAACCUAGUGCCUUUCAAUCUGUGGACGAUGCAAAGUUUGUCACAAGCCCCUUUUGGAUUCAAAUCCAUAACCUUCCUCUUAGUCGUAUAAAUAAAGUUAAUGCUACAGAUAUAGGGAACACUAUUGGCAGAGUUGUACAGGUUGAUGCGUCACCAUCUGGGGAAUGUCGAGGACGCUGCAUUAGAGUCCGAAUCCUUAUAGACAUUGAGCAACCCCUCUGCAGAGGACGUUACGUGGAUUUGGAUGGCUCGGAUCCCCAUUGGAUUUCUUUCCAAUAUGAACGGCUGCCUAUAUUCUGCUACUGGUGUGGUUGCUUAAAUCAUGAUGAGAGGGACUGCAAGAUCUGGAUUGAUAGUGGCGAAUCAUUGCAGAAGAGUGACCAACAAUAUGGCCCAUGGUUGAAAGCUUCCUUGACCACCAUGCAACAACCACAACUGGUACGUACCAAAUCUUCCCAACCAACAACCCCACCCCAACCUCCACGACCCACACCUUCACCAUCUACACAGCCAUCACCUCCGACGGAAAACAUGCCACCACCAUUGCCGAACCUACCCACUACGACUCAAAAUGCAGAAACCAUAACUCAAGCCGAUAAACCCGAAACUGCACCAACCCACAAGGAAAUUUUAUCGAACUCACAACUGUUUGACACGUUUAUCACGGACCUUGACCAUGAUCUAAAUUACAAUCCACUUUCACACACCCCAAAUCCACUACCACAGUUGGCCCACGCUUCAUUAACUGACAUUGCUCAACAUUCCUAUUCCACCACUAAGUCAACUAUCCCUUUAAAUGUUAACUUUGACACUUUGACCACAAACCACCCAGAUAUUCCAUUCCCCACACACAUGUCUAACACACCAAAAGCCCCAGAAACCAUUACUACUCCCACAGACCAAACUGUAACAGAAAAAACCGUACAUUUGCAUGGUACCUGGUGUCAACUAGGACCACCCCACAACGCUGUGAGCGCUGGUAUCUCUUGUGAAUCAGUGUUGGGACCUAAAUGGAAGCAAAGUCACUAG